Lolium perenne is the source of this 408-nucleotide messenger RNA. The record is from RefSeq and is a predicted model, not a curated record. Lineage: Eukaryota; Viridiplantae; Streptophyta; Magnoliopsida; Poales; Poaceae.
AUGAAGCGAACUUCCCGCCCCGCGCCUCCCACCUCCCGCCCGCGCGCCACCCGCGACCUCACGCCCCGCCCCGCGCCGCCCACCUCCCCGCACCGCGCCGCUCACUCUCCCGCGCCGCACCGCGCCGCCCACCUCCUCGCGCCGCCCCGCGCCGCCCACCUCCCCGCACCGCGCCGCCCACCUUCCCGCCUCGCCCCGCGCCGCUUCACCUCCCGCUCCGCGCCGCCCACCUCCCCGCCCCGCGCGCCUCCCAUCUCCCCGCCUCGCGCACCGCCCCGUGAUCUCGGCCUACACUUCGCCGCUGCCCGUUACCCGUCCUACGCGCUGCCAACGCCGACCUCCCGGCCGGCGCGCCGCUGGCCGUGUACUGCCCUGUCGACCGGGCGCCGGAGUUCACCGGGCGCUUGA